CCUGCCACCACCUUUGCCCACUUGGAUGCCACCACGGUGCUGUCCCGUGCCAUCGCCGAGCUGGGCAUCUACCCAGCUGUGGACCCGCUGGAUUCCACCUCCCGUAUCAUGGACCCCAACAUCGUGGGCCCCGAGCACUACGACGUGGCCCGGGGGGUACAGAAGAUCUUACAGGACUACAAGUCCCUGCAGGACAUCAUCGCCAUCCUGGGCAUGGACGAGCUCUCUGAGGAGGACAAGCUGACGGUGGCCCGGGCUCGCAAGAUCCAGCGCUUCUUGUCACAGCCCUUCCAGGUGGCCGAGGUCUUCACUGGCCACAUGGGCAAACUGGUGCCACUGAAGGAAACCAUCAAGGGCUUCAAGCAGAUCCUGGCAG
This is a messenger RNA of Antrostomus carolinensis (chuck-will's-widow), 376 nucleotides long. Its product is annotated as ATP synthase subunit beta, mitochondrial. Gene Ontology annotation, biological process: proton motive force-driven mitochondrial ATP synthesis. The record is from RefSeq and is a predicted model, not a curated record. Gene Ontology annotation, molecular function: ATP binding; proton-transporting ATP synthase activity, rotational mechanism. Gene Ontology annotation, cellular component: proton-transporting ATP synthase complex. The annotation marks the transcript as partial. Lineage: Eukaryota; Metazoa; Chordata; Aves; Caprimulgiformes; Caprimulgidae. The transcript is spliced from 2 exons.